This is a messenger RNA of Anopheles funestus (African malaria mosquito), 1543 nucleotides long. RefSeq lists its product as uncharacterized. Gene Ontology annotation, cellular component: membrane. The transcript has 3 exons. Gene Ontology annotation, molecular function: sodium channel activity. The record is from RefSeq and is a predicted model, not a curated record. The coding region runs from base 459 to 962 and encodes 167 amino acids. NCBI's taxonomy places the organism in Eukaryota, Metazoa, Arthropoda, Insecta, Diptera, Culicidae. Gene Ontology annotation, biological process: sodium ion transport.
AUUCUCAUUAAACUGUGUUUGUUUUGUUUUAUGAAACACAUUUGUUAUUUUGUUAUAAAUAAUCAUUCAAUUAUGACUAAAUACUUUAAAAGCCCGACAUUUCCACAAAGUGAACAAAGCAGUGUAAAGUGGGCGAACACUACUACUAACCGUUUAAAACAGCACCAAAAUGAGACCGUGUCACAAACAGCAAAACCCGUGCACAAGAUUGAAGGAAUGUUAAAGAACAAGCUGCUGAUUAAUUAUCGUUUGCGUAAGGCGGUCGAUAACAGCACAAUCAAUGGUAUGAAGUAUCUCGGGACGCGUUGUAAUACCUAUGGCAGGUUAGCAAGCCAAAGCAAAAAAAAAAAUUAAGACCUCGUGUGAGAAAGAUUUUCCUUUUUCCUUUUUUUCCUUUCUUCCAUUCUUCUAAGGGUAGAAGCUUUUGGGUGCUGGUGUUGUGUGGAUCAUUCGCUUCCAUGAUCUUGAUAUUGCUGUUCACGAUAGAUACGUACGAUGAUACGAUCAGUGUCAAUCCGGACACGUCCUAUCUUCGCUGGAACAGCACCUUUCCGGCCAUCUCGCUAUGCUAUGCGAAGGGCCGCACGAAUCAAAUUUCUGCCUUUCUCAAAGAGCACUGGCAAAGCACUAACUUUACGCCCGCGAAAAGGUGUGGGUCCAUUUGUGCCGAUUUAUUCAUUUCCAGUACGAAUUAUUUGUGGCCAAAGAUGGCCCAAACGUACUUGUUCCUAAGUCCGAAUAGUAAUCUCGAUGAGGACAUAACAGCGAUCUGUGCGGGGCUUAACAAUACGUGCAAUCUUAAUCUAAAAGUGAUGAAAAAUAGAUUUCUUCCUUCCAAUUGCAAUGAAGUAUUAUUUGAUGUGAAAUUCGUAGGGAAAUCAUAUGAUUGUAAUCGUAUAUUUCGAUACACUCUGACCGAGAUGGGAAAUUGUUUUACUGCUAAUAGCAUAUUCGAUCAGUAAGUUCACUAAUUGUUUGCUUCGCGUUAAAAUUAAACUACCAAUUUUGAUUCCUUUCCAGUGAGCUAACGUUUGAUCAUUUGCCGUUAAAAUUUAACGUCUGGACACGUAAACGAAGUUUGGAGUUUCGCUAUCGAAACCUCGACACGAUCAACUACAUGGUGAUAAAGUUUGCAAAGUAAAUGUUGGCCACCUAAAAGUCAAAUAUAUCGCUUUGCCACGUUUUUCCUUCUCCAGAUGUACAUCCACAGCCCAGAAGAUUAUCCUAACUUUGUGGAACCAUUUUAUGCACUGAGGAAAUCUGGCUUCGUGUCACAUUUUAUGCUACAGGUAGUGUUUAAAGCUUAGGCGCUUUCAAACAAAAAAAAUUGAAUGCUUUGGAUGAACCUUUCCAUUUGCUGUACUUUAGAUUACCGAAACAGUCAACCAACCGGAGGUGAAGGAUGAAUCGAUUGAUAAGCGUAAGUGUAAAUUUCCAGAGGAACGACUAUCGCCCGUACUGGCGUACAGUUUUUCCCAGUGUUUUCUUUACAAUCGCAUCAAGCUCGAGCUAAAGUUGUGCAACUGUACGAUUCCAACAUCAC